This is a messenger RNA of Vollenhovia emeryi, 792 nucleotides long. It is a transcript of the gene Mettl5, whose product is annotated as methyltransferase-like protein 5. Gene Ontology annotation, biological process: rRNA methylation. The record is from RefSeq and is a predicted model, not a curated record. Lineage: Eukaryota; Metazoa; Arthropoda; Insecta; Hymenoptera; Formicidae. The transcript has 3 exons. The coding region runs from base 148 to 783 and encodes 211 amino acids. Gene Ontology annotation, molecular function: nucleic acid binding; rRNA (adenine-N6-)-methyltransferase activity.
AACGUACAGGCGUGUGCAAACAAUUAAAUGUUACUAAAGACUAUAUGCCGGUGACGUUCACGAGACACUUAUUCGUCAAGGAACUGAAUAGUCGUUUUACAAUAAACAUCUGUUGUAACAAGAUUUUAUAGAGAUAAUAGGCAUAUAAUGACUGGGCUCCGACUUAGCCAAUUGGAGGCGUAUCUGCAGCAACUGGAUGUGUUCGAAAAGCCGAAGGUCUCGCUUGAGCAGUAUGCCACCAGUGCGCAUAUCGCCUCGCAUUUGUUGUACACCGCACAGUCACAAUUUGAUGACUUAAAAGGUAAAAGCGUAGCGGAUCUAGGCUCCGGAUGUGGCACGUUGUCGUUGGGUGCCAAGAUGCUCGGUGCCGAAUACGUGGUUGGGUUCGAGAUAGACCCCGACGCAAUCGACAUACAGUACAGAAAUUGCAGCGAUAUAGAGCUCUUUGUCGAAGUUGUGCAGUGCGACGUACUGCGAUAUUUACCAGGAAGGUUUGAUAAGUACUUCGAUACUGUUAUAAUGAAUCCACCUUUCGGCACCAAGAACAACGCCGGCAUCGACAUGAGAUUUCUGGAAACUGCAAUCAAGCUUUCGUCCAACGCGGUUUACUCGCUGCACAAGAGCAGCACGCGGGAUUACGUUCUAUCGAGGGCGGCGCAGCUCGGCGCGCAAGGGACGGUGAUAGCCGAGCUCAGAUACGACCUGCCGAAAGCUUACAGAUUCCACAAGAGAGCGUCCGUCGACAUUCAAGUGGAUUUUAUACGAUUUGAAUUAAAGCGCUGAUGCACUGUC